AUGUCCGGCAGAGAAGCUUCUGCCAGUUCGCGGCGCCAGCCCUCGGACCACCUGGAUGUAGCAGCCGGCUCAUCUUCUCGCUCCUCGAGUCGCCAGCCAUCUCGCUCCGGAUCAAGGCAUCGCAGCGAAAAGUCAGCAAAGCAGCCCGUACGCAUCGGGCAAUACAUCUUGCAGCAGACGCUGGGAGCGGGAUCGUUCGGUAAAGUCAAGCUGGCAACCCACGCUCUCACGGGUCACCGCGUCGCGAUGAAGAUCAUCAACCGUCGCAAGAUCUCGAGUCUCGACAUGGGCGGCCGCGUAAAGCGUGAGAUCCAGUAUCUCAAGCUGCUUCGACACCCCCACAUUAUCAAGCUGUACGAGGUCAUCACCACACCCAACGACAUCAUCAUGGUGAUCGAGUACGCAGGUGGCGAGCUCUUCCAGUACAUUGUCGAUCGUGGCCGCAUGCCUGAACAUGAAGCGAGGCGAUUCUUCCAGCAGGUCAUCUGUGCCAUGGAGUACUGCCAUCGACACAAGAUCGUCCAUCGCGAUCUCAAACCGGAGAACUUGCUGUUGGACGAGUACCUCAACGUCAAGAUCGGCGACUUUGGUCUGUCCAACAUCAUGACCGACGGUGAUUUUCUCAAGACCAGUUGCGGGAGUCCCAACUACGCCGCGCCAGAGGUGAUCUCAGGCAGGCUGUAUGCCGGACCCGAGAUCGAUAUCUGGUCGUGCGGUGUCAUCUUGUACGUCAUGCUGUGUGGCAGGCUGCCCUUCGACGACGAGUACAUCCCUACACUGUUCAAGAAGAUCAACAACGGUAUCUACACGCUUCCGAGCUACCUCUCGCAGGAAGCGAGGCAUCUGCUCAGCCAGAUGCUCAUCGUCGAUCCGGUCAAGAGGAUCACGAUCCAGGAGAUCAGGCAGCAUCCGUGGUUCAACGUCGAUCUGCCGGCGUACCUCAGGCCUCUGCCGCCGACGCCUGCGGCUGAGAAUCGAGGCUUCGACUUCGGCAUGACGGCUUCGCCCGCCGAUACGGGAUCACCGGCUGAUGUAACAUCGCCGACCAAUUCGAGCUCGGCGGCCAACAGCGGUGCGUCUUCGCAGACCUCGGCACCAGCUAGUAGACCGGGUAGUCAGCCGAUCGCCGCCGGCGAUCUGGGGAUGAUCGAGGACGACAUCGUCGAUGAGCUGGUCGGCAAGAUGGUGGGCUUCAAUCGGGAUGAGCUGAUGCACCACCUCUUGGAGAAGGGCGACAACCAGGUCAAGGUAGCGUAUCAGCUGGUGCGCGAUCAUCGACGCAUGCUGCAGAUCCACCAUAUGGAGGACGCGCACGGUAUGGAGAUGUUCCUGGCACAGAGCCCGCCUGCGUGGAACGAAGGGUUGGAGGGCUUCAUGGGUCGAUCGACCAGCAUCAAGCGCAAGAACCGGGACAAGGAUGCCGCAGCUUCGGCGGUUGCAUCAAACAAGGAGCAGGUUCCGCCGUUGCCGCCAUCGGCACAGUCGCAGGCACAGGCGCAUGCGCAGGCUCAGGCACAGGUGGCGGCGGCAGGUGUGGGCGAAGACGAGGGGGAUUCGUUCAUGGCCGAUGCCGCAGAUGCGGAUCCAUCGGACGACGGGAAUGAGACGCUGGCGAGUGAUGAGGAGGAUGUGCUGACCGACGACGAUGGCCAGCUGACGGACGUGGAGGAUGGGGCGGGGGACAGGAUGGUCAGGAUUGCGGUGCUCGAAACGUCGCUGCCAGGGUAUCUGCGGGCGAGGGAGGCGGAGAGGUUGGCGACACCGUCUGCGGAAAAGACAUCGUGGCCGGCGUGCACGCCCAUCUCUGGUGCUCCGACGCCGGCUCUGCCGCCGGCGUCGACGGCGCAGAUCCACAAGAAGCCGCGCUCGCGAUGGCAUUUCGGCAUCCGAUCGCGCAGUCCACCGAUGGAGAUCAUGCUCGAGCUGUACCGCACGCUGCAGUCGCUGGGGAUGGAGUGGAGGGCAAAGCCGGUGGCCAAGCGGGGCAAGGACCGCGAAUCCGACGGGGCGGCAGCAGCAGCAGCGGGGGGCGAGGCGCAGGACAAGGGGCAGGACGGAGGAAGUUCGGCGGCCAGCAAGGGCGAAGAGCUGUUCUUCCUAGAGACGCGCUGGAAGGUAGGGCAUGUGCUUGUGCGCAUGGAUUUGCAGCUGUAUCACGUGGAUGCUACGAACUACCUGGUCGAUUUCCGCAACGUCGGGUACACGAAGCUGGAAACUCAAGGGGAAGGUAGCGGAGCAGCGGAGGAAGCAGACGCCGAGGUGGGUCAACUGGAAGCAGCGUUCGACAAAGCCAUGAUCGAGACGCAGCAGGCGUUGCGAGACGGACAGCACGCCGGAGCGCAGCACCGGUUCGACGGGACGAGGAUCAAGCCGAGCCUGGCACCGGCGGUUCCGGCGGGACGCAAGGAGGUCAACAGUCCGUUCUUGUUUUUGGAGUGUGCUACGCGGUUGAUCGUCGAGCUGGCUGGAGGGGCGUAG
Molecule: messenger RNA, 2478 nt
Organism: Pseudozyma hubeiensis SY62
Lineage: Eukaryota; Fungi; Basidiomycota; Ustilaginomycetes; Ustilaginales; Ustilaginaceae
Product: likely protein kinase
Exons: 1
Coding region: 1-2478 (825 amino acids)
Biological process (GO): protein phosphorylation; intracellular signal transduction
Cellular component (GO): cytoplasm
Molecular function (GO): ATP binding; protein serine/threonine kinase activity
Source: RefSeq, a predicted model, not a curated record